This is a messenger RNA of Planococcus citri (citrus mealybug), 828 nucleotides long. Its product is annotated as ARL14 effector protein-like. The record is from RefSeq and is a predicted model, not a curated record. Gene Ontology annotation, cellular component: intracellular membrane-bounded organelle. Bases 490 to 777 code for a protein of 95 amino acids. NCBI's taxonomy places the organism in Eukaryota, Metazoa, Arthropoda, Insecta, Hemiptera, Pseudococcidae. The transcript has 8 exons.
AGGUGUGGUGGAGUAUAAUCGUUGCUGCGGUGAAUUGGCAAGGUGUCCAAUUAUUGCAACGAAAGAAGAUGAAAAUUGGUAUAAAUACGCAGCGCAGUGGGUGCGGGUUAAUGCAAAUUUUAUGUACCCCAACGUGGUAGUGCCGUGCAACGUAAAUAUACAUGAUGGACAUCAGUCAAAAUUUCAUGAAAAUAGUGCACUUGUAACCUAAAUCAUACAAUGAAACGAAAAACUUGGUUGUUCAUUGAUAUCUGGUUCAGAACUCAGCAUUACCGACAGCAGUCAUUAGUUGAUUUAGACCCAUACAUCAUGAUCGCCAAGUAGUUGCAAUGAUGCUGAAUUUGAGACGAAGUGAUGCAGUUGUAGUUACAUAGUUGGUGAUAUCAUGGAUUUGGCACUCGUACGAUUUCCUUCGAGCUAGAUAUUGCUAACUUUCGUAACAGAAUAUAUGUAUGUAGGAGCGAAUCCGUCCAAGACUUGACCGUCCAAAUGACAGAAGAAAGCAGUCUCUUCGAGGAGGAUUCCAUCAGACGAAAACGAGACAGGAGGACUCAAGAAUGCAUGUAUACGGACAAAGGAUCGCUAAUUUCCAACGGCAAAAAUCUAUGCGACUGCUUGGAUGAAAAUUGUUGCGGAUGUUUCUUUCCUUGUGUAAAAUGUAAAUCUACGAAGUGUGGUCCGGAAUGCAGGCAAAAAAGAAAAUACACGUACGAGCAUUAUCAAAUCGAAGGAACUGAUGCUGUGGUGAAAAAUCGAAAUGUAAAUGUAUCCGAAUAAGCGAAUCAUUCGAAUUGUUACCUUGUAAAAGGUUCUUAGACCUUUUUUAAA